AUGGCGACACAGAACGGCGAUGAGAGCGAUUCGUAUGACGAAUGUGAAGUGCAGCUAGAACGGUUCCCUCGGGCUUCCGAAUGGUCGCACACACCCGCUACACGGACCUUCCACCCCUUCUCCCGCCUGCCUGCAGAACUCCGCGCCAGAGUAUGGGCUAUCGCGGUACACGACCAGAUAGAAGACCUCGGCAUCGCCCAUAUCGAUCUCGAAAAUCAAGUGAACAUCCAUGAGGAGAAAGGAGAGAUUAUCGCAUAUACGUUCCGUGGCUACCCUUCGCUCUUCUUCGUCAACCGUGAAGCCCGCUACGAAGCUGCCAAGGUUGACGGAGACAAGACCAUGUUGUGGGCGAAAGAAAAGGAACAAGAGAUAUAG
Alternaria conjuncta is the source of this 375-nucleotide messenger RNA. RefSeq lists its product as uncharacterized. NCBI's taxonomy places the organism in Eukaryota, Fungi, Ascomycota, Dothideomycetes, Pleosporales, Pleosporaceae. The coding region runs from base 1 to 375 and encodes 124 amino acids. The record is from RefSeq and is a predicted model, not a curated record. The transcript has 2 exons.